AUGGAGAGCUUCAUGGAGUCGCUAAACAGGCUGAAGGACGUCCAUGAGAAUGAGAUCACGGGCCUGCAGAACAAACUUCUGGAACUGAACUCAGAGAGGUGCCGGGACGCCCAGAGGGCGGAGGAGCUUUGUGCCAAGAACCGUCAGCUCAGGGAGCAGCAGAGGGCGCUGAAGGAGAACCUGCGGGCGCUGGAGAACAGGCUGCGGGCCGGCCUGUGCGACCGCUGCAUGGUCACCCAGGAGCUGGCCAGGAAGAAGCAGCAGGAGUUCGAGAGCUCCCUGCUCCAGAGCCUGCAGCAUGUCUUCCUACUCACGACGGAGCUGACCCGGCUGCAGGAGGAAAACGAUGCCUUGAAAGAGGAGGUGAAGGAGCUGCGGGCCCCAGGGGCCAAGCCCCAGUUCAGGGAGGGUGCCCCAGGACCCCUGUCACCCCUGCUGUUCCCCUCCCUGGGCACCCGGAGGGCCGUCACUGAGAAGCCACUGGAAGGCCAUGCGGAGGUGGAGGACGGCCACGCAGAAAGGCCGCUGGGGUGCGGGACGUCUCCAGGAGCCGCCAUCUCCCCGGGUGCCAACCCGCCUGAGCGCCGGGCCCUGGACGUGAGCCCCCAGCACAUCUCCAACCAGCUACACGGGACCAUCGCCGUGGUGCGGCCAGGGUCCCGAGCCUGCUCCGCCAACCGGGGCUCCGUCAAUGGGACGUCCCCACUGCCGCCCCCCAGGAGCAGCCCCACAAGCCCGCCUGGAGAGCACAGCCUCCCUCCGGACAGCUUCCUGCAGGCCUCUCUGCCCUCUGCCAAGCCCUGCGAGUCCCCGAAGAGCUCCCUCCAGGCUGACCGCCUCUGCCACCUGAACCGCCACCUGGCCCUGCCCCCCCCCGGGCCUCAAGGCCGGGGAGGCGGAGGCCUGGGAGGAGCCCGCGGGUCUGCUGGGCCUGCCAGGCGCCCUGGCGGGCGUGCGGGACCCGCGGCUGGAGGGAGCGCUGCACCUGCUCCUGGCCCAGCAUCCCCCGGCCCCGCUGCCCGGGCCGCGCCGCAGGCGCUGCGGCGGCGAGGGGAUUCGCGGCGCCGCCAGGCCGCGCUCUUCUUUCUCAACAACAUCUCCCUGGACGGGCGGCCCCCGAGCCUGGACCCGGGCGGCGAGAAGCCCCCGCCGCCGCCGCCGCUCGCCGAGGCCCGCGAGCCGCCCGCGCCGCCGCCGCCACCGCCGCCGCCGCCGCCCGCGCCCCCCGCCGGCCUGCCCCUGCCCGGACCCGCGGGCCGGGCCUCGGCGCCGCAGGGCCUGCUCAGCCCUGCGCCCGCGCCCGCCGGCUUGGGCCUCGGCCUGAGCCUGGGUUUGGACGGGCAGCGCCAGAGAAGGCGUGUAGGCUCCCAGCGCUGCUCGCUCGAGUUUCUGGAAGACACGGUGGGAUGUGCCUCGGUUCAAAGGACCAAACAUGCAUCUGGAUCCCCAAGACACAAAGGCCUGAAGAAGACGCACUUCAUCAAGAACAUGAGGCAGUACGACACCAGGAACAGCAGGAUCGUGCUCAUCUGCGCCAAGCGGUCCCUGUGUGCGGCCUUCUCGGUCCUGCCCUAUGGAGAAGGCCUGCGUGUCAGUGACCUGAGGGUGGACAGCCAGAAGCAGAGGCAUCCGUCUGGUGGCGUUUCCGUGUCUUCCGAGAUGGUUUUCCAGUUGGAAGGCGUCGAGUUGGGGGCGGAUGGAAAGGUUGUGUCUUACGCCAAGUUCCUGUACCCCACCAACGCCCUGGUCACGCUCAAGCCGGACAGCCACGGCCCGCCACCUCAGCCCCGGCCCAGUGCCCCCCGCGCUCUGCUGGGGCCCAGAUGCAAACCCAUCCCGCCCAGGGCGGCGCCAGCUGGCUCGGAACUAGGGGCUGACGCGGGGGAUGCCCUGGAGUACAACCCCGACCUCCUGGAUGACCCUCAGUGGCCCUGCGGCAAGCACAAGCGCGUCCUCAUCUUCGCGUCCUACAUGACCACAGUGAUAGAGUACGUGAAGCCCUCCGACCUCAAGAAGGACAUGAACGAGACCUUCCGGGAGAAGUUCCCGCACAUCAGGCUGACGCUGAGCAAAAUUAGGAGUUUGAAACGAGAGAUGCGGAACCUGUCUGAGGAGUGUGGUCUGGAGCCCGUGACAGUGUCCAUGGCCUACGUGUACUUCGAGAAGCUGGUCCUGCAGGGCAAGCUCGACAAGCAGAACCGCAAGCUGUGCGCGGGCGCCUGCGUGCUGCUGGCCGCCAAGAUAAGCAGCGACCUCCGCAAGAACGACGUGAAGCAGCUCAUCGAUAAGUUAGAAGAAAAGUUCCGGUUCAACAGACGGGAUCUAAUUGGGUUUGAGUUCACGGUGCUCGUGGCCCUGGAACUUGCUCUCUACCUUCCCGAGAACCAGGUGUUACCUCAUUACAGACGCCUCACGCAGCAGUUCUAG
This is a messenger RNA of Lipotes vexillifer (Yangtze River dolphin), 2427 nucleotides long. It is a transcript of the gene CABLES2, whose product is annotated as Cdk5 and Abl enzyme substrate 2. The record is from RefSeq and is a predicted model, not a curated record. The transcript is spliced from 20 exons. Lineage: Eukaryota; Metazoa; Chordata; Mammalia; Artiodactyla; Lipotidae. Gene Ontology annotation, biological process: regulation of cell cycle. The coding region runs from base 1 to 2427 and encodes 808 amino acids.